AUGCUCGGUGAAACUGUUUUAAAUGUGCCAACAUUCUUCACUAAAAGCGGAAACCUCGAAAUUGAAAUUAAGAACGAAACAAAGAAUAUCAUUCAUAUCAAAGACGAAUACAAGGCGAAUGGUGAAUGGGUAAAAACACCUAACCCCACAAUCAUCAAACCACUGACAAAGAGUGUUUUGCGUCUCAAGUGUUAUCAACGGAUGCUUCAAAGUAUUGAGUGUUGCUUGGCAAUGCAAACAGAAAACAGCAACGAGAUGUUAUGUAUUGGUUUUGGUAUUUCAACGACAGGCUCGGUUAUGAGCUUCAUACAAUUUAAGAAAACGAGCGAAGGAAACAAAAACGAGAAGCCACCUCAAUGGGCGUCUAAGAAAUGCAAUGACAAGCUACCCUUGCGUUUGGUGGAUUGUGGUUAUUAUGUAACAUGCGAUAAGGAACCGUCCACAGAAGAAAACACCGAGAAGCUCAAGUUCACCAUUAAAAAGGAGAUAUUACUCGUGCAGAUCUACAAUGAAACAGACUACAAAUUCUCCUUUAAAUCAAGAGCAGCUAAUAAACUGCAAUUUACAGAGGAAGACGUUGACCCACACACGCAAAGCAUUAUUUCACUGAGCAGUCCCAUGGGUUAUUUGGGGGAAGUACAAUUUGGAAUAACGUACAACAUAAAAGAAACCAGGGAGAAUUUGCACAUAGCCCUCAAGAAGACCGCAUCUGACGAAUACCGGACGUUUAUUGGCGUUUCGGAACGAAAUGAUCCCUCGUGGGGAUGCAGGCAGUGUACGUCUGAAGUCAACAAAAACGUUCAAAUCUGUGGAUUCAAGUUAGCAUGCACCGCGACAGAUGAGCAAGGUCUGCCAUAUAAAACAUUUGCAUACAUCAUUAAAAAGGAAUCAGUCCACGUCAUCAUCACCAAUAACACAAACUCCAAACUGUGUUUCAAAUCAAGCACAUGCGACGUUGAAUCUGAGAAACAGAAGGUAGAACAAGACAUUGAUCCUCAAAGAAGAAAUAUUGUUCCACUGUCAAGUAUUCUCUCGGGCAGGAGCAUAGUUUAUCCUGAGAAAAUGGGAUUUGGAAUAAAGUAUGAAAUAGAAAUAUCCAAUAGAUGUUUCUACAUAGGCCUCGAGAAGACGACAACUGGUCGGUAUAAGACAUCUAUUCAGAUUGCUGACAGCAAGUCACCUGAGUGGGCGAUCGAUGAAUGUUCAUUUGAUACCGACAAGGAACUUGAAGUUGAUGAAUACAAAUUAACCUGCACCAUGGAAAAGUCUGACAACCUGCCAGACAAAACAUUCAUUUUCACAAUAGAAAAGGCCGUGUCAACAAAACUUUCAAGAUCAUUUAUCUCAAAAAUGAAAGACUUAUUUUGGAAGCUUACUUACUUUAUCCUAUCAUGAUAGAUGUUUCACAAUAAUACAAAACGAAGGAGAACAACGUCUCAAUAAACCUGUUUUAUUUUUCAUACCAACCAGUAGCCCAAAGGUCGGUUCCACAAUUUCCAAUUUGUAGCCCAACCUUCGUUGUACUGAAUUUGUCCUUAAG
Messenger RNA from Gigantopelta aegis, 1540 nucleotides. RefSeq lists its product as uncharacterized. NCBI's taxonomy places the organism in Eukaryota, Metazoa, Mollusca, Gastropoda, Neomphalida, Peltospiridae. The coding region runs from base 1 to 1395 and encodes 464 amino acids. The record is from RefSeq and is a predicted model, not a curated record. The transcript is spliced from 3 exons.